Molecule: messenger RNA, 879 nt
Organism: Drosophila elegans
Lineage: Eukaryota; Metazoa; Arthropoda; Insecta; Diptera; Drosophilidae
Product: serine protease 1-like
Exons: 1
Coding region: 24-785 (253 amino acids)
Biological process (GO): proteolysis
Molecular function (GO): serine-type endopeptidase activity
Source: RefSeq, a predicted model, not a curated record
UACAUUCAAUUUCCAACCCGAAAAUGAAGUUUGUGCUGCUGGUCCUGUUUGUGGCCACAGCAUGUGCCCACCGCAGGCAUCCCAACCGCACUGCUCUCGAGCACAUCAUUGUAAACGGAUAUAAUGCGUACGAGGGAAAGGCGCCCUACGCCGUGGGUCUGCGGAUGAACAACGGAGCCGUGGGUGGAGGCUCCAUAAUCGGCAACACCUGGGUCCUGACCGCCGCCCACUGCCUAACCACCGACUCCGUGACCAUCCACUACGGCUCCAACAGGGCCUGGAACGGUCAAAUACAACACACUGUAGGCAAGGACAACUUCUUCCGGCACCCCGGGUUUGGAAACAGCGCUGGCCACGACAUUGGACUAAUUCGCACCCCGCACGUGGGCUUCACCAAUCUGAUCAACAAGAUCUCGCUGCCCAAGUUCAGUCAGCAGGGCGAACGCUUCGAGAACUGGUGGUGCGUGGCCUGUGGCUGGGGCGGAAUGGCCAGCGGCAAUCUGGCCAACUGGCUGCAGUGCAUGGACGUACAGAUUAUAAGUAACAACGAAUGUGCCCGGUCCUACGGGUCAGUGGCCUCCACCGACAUGUGCACCCGCGCCACCGAUGGAAAGUCCGUGUGCGGCGGCGACUCCGGCGGAGCACUGGUCACACACGACAAUCCCAUCCAGGUGGGCGUGAUUGUCUUUGCCUCCGGCGGCUGCAAGAGCGGCCCUUCUGGCUACACCCGUGUCACCGACCACUUGGACUGGAUUCGGGAGAAGUCAGGAAUCGCUUACUACUAACUGAAAAAAUGGACCUUGGCUAUUGCAUUAUCAUUGCACUUAUGUAAAUUUAUAUACCAACAAUAUGAUUCAGAAUAAAUAGUUUAAUAGUUUA